Cylicostephanus goldi is the source of this 744-nucleotide messenger RNA. NCBI's taxonomy places the organism in Eukaryota, Metazoa, Nematoda, Chromadorea, Rhabditida, Strongylidae. The record is from the annotation of a GenBank genome assembly.
AUGGCGAUUACAGAUUCUGUAUCCAGUCUAAUUUUGUUGCAGCUUGCAUCUUUGAAGCGAGGACUAAUUCACGAAACCCUUCGCUUUCGACAGCUUUUAGCAGAGUGUUUUGCUGCUGUAACAAUGUCGAUGUUUUGUUAUGCUCUUGCUGUGUAUGAUUCGCAGUGGCUCUAUCGAUUAGCUGCACAUCAGAUUGACGAUGUACAAUUUUUUUUGCUAUUCGGAGGUGUAGGCGAGAAGAAAUUGAAAGCUAAACCACCAGCGAGACCACCACGUCCCUCAACAUCUGCAAAAAAGUGCAGCCAGCAAUGUGUGAUCAACGCUGAUGUCUCGGUGGAGCCAAAUCUCCAUGUUAAGGUAGUAAUCUUACUUUACCAAUCUGUAGCUUGUGCUCACCGGAGGGAGAGAGUUGUAGGUCCCUCAACUUCUGCAAAAAAGUGCAGCCAGCAAUGUGCGAUCAACGCUGAUGUCUCGGUGGAGCCAAACACCCAUGUCAAGGAGGAGCCAUCGUGUACGACAGAAGCGAGCAACUCCACACUGCAUGAGCAAAUACUGACCAAGUGGGUGCCACCGGAAAGAGACAUUGUGCAUUUUCUUGCAGAUAAGAGUAUACCAAGUAGUACUAUGCAAGGUACGCGCGCUGAGUUCGAUUCGGAGCAUGGCUCUAUUUCGAGCAGUAUGAGUGAUUCGAAGGACUGCAAGUAUGCCUUUGUUGUGUUUUCUGUCUGGAAGAAGUGGAUGUAA